Messenger RNA from Histoplasma mississippiense, 1455 nucleotides. RefSeq lists its product as hypothetical. Lineage: Eukaryota; Fungi; Ascomycota; Eurotiomycetes; Onygenales; Ajellomycetaceae. The transcript has a single exon. Bases 1 to 1455 code for a protein of 484 amino acids. The record is from RefSeq and is a predicted model, not a curated record.
AUGGAUAUCUUAACUGGUAAAUGGGUGUUUGAUCGCAAAUUGAACAAUAAGGGAGAGACAAUCCGGUUUAGAGCUCGCUGGGUGGUUAGGGGAUUCCUUCAACAGCAAGGAGUCCACUAUACAAAGUCGUACGCUGCGGUGGUAUCAGGACCCACGUCCCGGAGCUUAUUCGCGAUUUCAGCAGCAAAGGGGUGGAAAGCAAAGGCGAUCGACUACGUCUCCGCGUUCUUGAACGGCAUACUACCGCAGCACGAGAUGGUAUAUAUGCAACUGCCUACAGGGAUUAAGCACGGCAGGGGGGGCCUGGUUGGCCUGCUCCGCCAGAGCCUUUACGGGAUGAAGCAAGCAGCGAGGGUGUGGUAUUUCCUUGCGACGGAACACCUCACCACUCUAGGAUUCAAAAUCUCGCCGUACGAUGGCGGAUUCUUAUAUCACCCUAUUCGCAAGAUCUACCUGACAUUGCACGUCGAUGACUGUCGGGUAACGGGACCCCAAGAGCAGCAAUUAGACUGGAUAUUGGCAGAGAUUGCUAAAAGGUUUGAGACAAAGGAUGUCGAAGAGAACAAGCCCUACCUUGGAAUGGAAGUCAAACGUCAAAUGAACGGCGACCUAGCGGUUACCCAGAACCGUUAUAUCGAUGAGAUCCUUGAGGAUUUUGGAAUGGACAAGGUCAACCCGGCCAGCACGCCGAUGGCGGCCGGCAUACGCCUAGAAUUCUCACCAGAUGAAGAUAGCGGGUUAGAUGACGAUUUUACUGCUACUAGAUAUCGUCAAGGCUUAGGAUCGCUGCAGUAUUUGGUGUCAAGCAGCAGACCAGAUCUGGCAUUCGCGGUCAACUACCUCUCACGUUUCAACUCGCGUCCGCACAAGGAAUGCUGGGCAGCAUUAAAACACGUCCUACGCUACGUCAAGAAAACGAAGGAUCACGGAAUCCUAUACAAGAAGGAGAUGAUUGGGGGACUCAGUCCUGUCGCGUACAGCGACUCAGAUUGGGCAGGGGCAGACCCCCAAUACAAGUCAACUACAGGUUACAUUAUCCUGCUAAACGGAUCACCAAUCUCGUGGCGGUCGCAACGGCAGACCUCAGUUGCAAAAUCAACCACUGAGGCGGAGUAUAUCGCGGCAAGUGAGGCAGCGUGCGAAGUGAUCUGGCUGAAUGACAUGUUAUUUGAUGCUGGAUUAGUAGAAGGGAAAGCGAAGGUAUGCUCGCACCUGCGAGUUGACAACAAGGGCGCGAUAGAUCUAGCAAAAGGGGAGUCCUUGACAAGGAGGUCACGUCACAUCGAGAUCAGAUACCAUAUCCUUCGCGAUCUGGUUGAAAAAGGCGAAAUCAUGAUGGAACACGUUGGUUCUACGGCCAAUAUAGCUGACGGCCUCACCAAGCCACUGGCAAGGCCUGCCUUCGAAGAAUUUGUUAAGAGGAUUGGCUUAAUGGAAAUUGGCAAGAAGGGGUGA